This is a messenger RNA of Phalacrocorax carbo (great cormorant), 2127 nucleotides long. The record is from RefSeq and is a predicted model, not a curated record. Lineage: Eukaryota; Metazoa; Chordata; Aves; Suliformes; Phalacrocoracidae.
AUGGCGGCGCCCGGCGGGGCGGCGGCGGCGGGCGGGUUCGCGGCCUGGCUGGCGGCGCGGCUGGAGGCGCUGGGCCUCGACCGCGCUGUUUACGGCGCCUACAUCGAGGGGCUGCUCCGCGAGGAGGAGAGCGACGAGGAGCGGCUGGAGGCGAUGCGCGGCGUCCUGGCGGCCUGCCUGAUCACCACCUCAGCCACAGCCGUGAAUAUACCGUGUGUUUGUCCCUGUAGCAUCUCCUCCCCAAGGUGGGGACCUUGCUCUGUUGUGCGUACAGCCCUGACCAGUGCUCACGAUCUCGGCGCUUGGCCGCUUUGUGUGGUGGAAGAAGAUCUCUUAAACGAUGUUUGCAGGGAAGUAGUCGAGAAGUGGUCUGAAUCUCAGACUGUUGACGCCAAAGAGAAAAAAGAAGAUGAGAUCCAAGCCAUCGCCAGCAUGAUGGAGAAGCAGGCCAAGAUUGUGGUAAAGCCGAAGGAGGUCUCCCAGGAAGAGAAGCAAAGGAAAGCUGCCCUCCUGGCCCAGUAUGCCAACGUGACGGACGAGGAGGAUGGCGAGGAUGAACAAGAUGGAUCAAUUGCGACAGCAGUAAAUAUUGGAUCAGAAAAAUCGUUGUUCCGAAACACAAACGUGGAGGAUGUCUUGAAUGCCAGGAAGCUGGAACGGGAGCUGCUGCGAGAUGAGUUCCAGAAGAAAAAAGAGCAAGAUAAACUCCAGCGAGAGAAGGAUAAGCUAGCCAAGCAGGAGCGGAAGGAGAAGGAGAAGAAAAGGACACAAAAAGGCGAGCGGAAGCGAUAGCUGGCGUUUUCUGGUUGGACUCUCAAGGGAUAAAAUUAAUUACAGAUACGGUGUGUGUUUAAAAAGCAGCAGAAAUUCUGGGCACGUGGCUGGCGAGUGGCUCUUUGGAAGCGUUUGGUUUGGUUUUUUGUUUUAUUUUUUUUUUCACAUAGGAAAAAAGAGAUUUCAAGCACCUCUUAAACUUGAAGUGUGCCAUGUGCUCGUGGUGUCAAAUGUCCCAGUCAGUUAUUGUGGCCAAUGUCUGUACCAAAGAAUGGUGAAGUGAUUAUGUCUGUGUUUUAAAUUGAUCAAUUUUUUUUUUUUUUUUUACUUCUAACCACUUCAGGCAAAGCAAAACAAGAUGUAGGAGAGGGCUUCCAAGCUGGCCGCGUCCUGCCGGCCUUGGUUUGCAGCAACGGCACGUUAUGAUUUGCGAACAGAGCCGAGCCUUUUCUGACGUGUAAUUAAGGACAUGCUGCUGCAGGGCGAAUGUGAAUUCAUUUACACUAGCCUUGGAAAAUGUAUUUGCGAAUACAUGUAUUUAUGCUGCCAGGAACAACGCUACGUCUUCGUUCUGGCUGAGCCAAGAGAGCAGGGUUUGGAGCUGACCUCAGCGAGGGUAAGUGCUGCUCUGCAGCAGGAGAAACGUUAUGAAAUGCCUGAGUUGCAGCUGCGAGACUGCAUCACCGACAGGCUCUUGGUAAGGGAAAUGCCGCGCUGAUUUGAGCGCCAGCCAGAGCGGUAGCAAAUCGGUCGAGUCCUUAUGCUGUUUAAAGACUUUAUGCCGGUUAACUGGAAAAUGGUGCUCCCCAACAAUUCGUGUGGGUGAACGUCGACUGUUAUUUCUGAGGUGGUUGCCAGGGCGAAUGCUUUAACGGGCUCAGCGCUGAGCGGCUGUAAGCGAGUUGGAUGCGCUGGGUUUACAAGCUGGUUGCUCUCAGUGGGCACAGCUGCAAUCGGGAGCUGCCUGUGGGGGAUGAACACUUCCCUCGCCCCCAAAGGGCUCGUCACCUGCUGUUCCCAGCUGUUUUCGUGACGGUGUCACCUGCCUCUGGAGAGGAGAACACUAAUUUCUGUAAACUGAGUGUGAAGGAGGACCCGCAGUGCUUUCGGGGGCGUGGGAGGAACCAGCGUGCCUUGCCCCUGCGCUGCUUUGUGCUCUGGCUGCCGUGUUUGCUGGCGAGGUGCGCUCCUGGCAGCCGGCGGCUCCGGAGCUGCUGACGGUACCUGUACCCAUCGCCUGCUUUCAGCACCACUGAUUAAAGAGUCAUGCCUCCUGUUUAACUAGCUGCUGCAAGUGUGAGUAUCUAACUGCUUUAUCUUUGGACUUCAAUAAUAAAACUGGUUGGCCAAGGA